UUUUAGCCCUAACUCGAUAGUUUCGCAUCUUACGAAGUAUUAACCAUUUCUAAAGAGAUAGAAUCUUAUAACUAUCACAAUGCCGAUUUAUAUUCACGUUAUCCGUCACGCGCAGGGUUUACACAAUGCUCUUAAUACCAAAGGUGGUUGGCAGUAUAAAGAUCCGUACCUAACAAGUUUGGGGCUUCAGCAAUGUGCUGACGUCCAACGUGACUUCCCUUUCAAGCCUCAAGCUAUCAUCGCUUCUCCUAUGAAGCGCGCAAUUGAAACUUCCAUUUUAUGUUUCUCGGGUUUCGUAGCAGAAGGUCUCCCGAUAGCGCUAUUGCCAACGCUUCAAGAAGCUGGAAAUUCGCCAUGUAAUGUCGGGUCGCCUCUCUCAGAGUUGGUGGAGGAAUUUAAAAAGGCCAUUGACCCUGAUAUGCAUAAUGUGGCUGAGGACUGGUGUAAGGGUAAAGGGAUUGAAGAUGAUGGGCAGCUUAAAGAACGUGCUCGCUUGGCUAGAAUUGCCAUCCGAGCAAAAGGUUUAAACCUUGAAGGCUACGCCAAAGAUAUCCACAUAUGUGUUACCAGUCACGGUGAUUUUAUCCCGUAUCUAGUUAAUGAUUUAAACGCUGGUAUGUUUAAUAAUGCUGAGUGGAGAUCUUACGAGUUUUCGGAUCCAACGUAUCAAAGCAAUCAAGCUCAAUUGAAGGAAACCGAAUGGAGCAAAACCCGUCGGUCGUCGCAGCCUACCCUAGGUGCUAAACUUCCUCCAGCUCUGAUUAGUCUACAACGAAGACUAUACCAGGAUUUUGUUGCUCGACAAAAGAAGGCCACUGAAUCGGGCAGUCUUUCGGAGGUCCUUCGUAUUCCUACAGCUCCAAGCUUCCCAUUUCUCUUGCGCCCAUAG
This is a messenger RNA of Hypoxylon fragiforme, 889 nucleotides long. Its product is annotated as histidine phosphatase superfamily. Lineage: Eukaryota; Fungi; Ascomycota; Sordariomycetes; Xylariales; Hypoxylaceae. The record is from RefSeq and is a predicted model, not a curated record. The transcript has a single exon. The coding region runs from base 80 to 889 and encodes 269 amino acids. Gene Ontology annotation, cellular component: cytoplasm. Gene Ontology annotation, molecular function: phosphatase activity.